CAAUCGAUGAGUGCACUGCUCCGGCUACACCAAUCGAUGAGUGCACUGGUGGAGUGCAGCUGUGAUUGGCUGUUCCAACCUCCAAGACGCCUGUUGCUAUAAAUGCUUUAAAAUAUAGAAUGCUUUAAGGUCUUUGUUCGUCGGAAAAUUAAGAAGGAAAGAAAAUGGAUUUUCAUCCUAAAUUUGUGUUCCGCAAUGCAACCACUACUGAGCUGACUCUGAAGUCUUCAUUGGAAGCGUCUCAGCUGGCUAAAGCCUACAGGGCAAGGUCAGCUGCAGCCCAUUCCAUGAAGACGGAUGAGAAGGUGAAGGAGGAAGCCCGGGCACGCAUUGUUGAGGCUGGAGGCGACCCCGGGUGCUGGCAGCUGGUGCUUAGUGAGAGUAAGCUCCAGUUUGGCCAGUACCGGGGUCAAACUUUCAAAUGGCUGCUGAGCAACGACGUGGGCUACGCGUGCUGCACUUUGGCGCUGCACCAAAAGGAGCGGGACAGCGGUGAAACAUCUCAGUCGCCCCUUGCAGCCAACAAGGACGCCCUGGCAUCCUAUGCACAGCUCUUUCCUGAGAUGGUGGCAGCCAUCCAUGAUCGAGCUGUGCAGAUGGGCAUCUUGGGCAUCCAGGCGAUGGACAACAGAAUGGUGGGCUUCGGGGUUUAUGCGAAGGAGACCUACCGCAGUCUUUAUGAAAACCCCAGUAGGGAACACCAAACGUACUUGCAGUGGGUGAGGAGACAGCAAGUAAAUAAGGGGUCCCUCAUGCAUACCCUCCAGCAGUACGCCAUCGGCCGCGAUAACGAGGCCAAGGAGCGGCGCAGCUCAAGCCAAGAGGAACCGUCAGAUGCCAUGCUCCUUGAAGCUCUUGAGGAGGUGGAGUCUCAAUCUUCUACCUCACAGACGAUGGUAACACCACCACCACCACCACCACCACCUCCUGAGGCAGAGGCAGAGGCAGAGGCCAGACCUCAUUCUGCAGCCGGACACAGCUCCACGUCCCACCUGACCUCUGGAGCUGAGCUGCUUCCAAAAUCCUGGAGGCAGACCCUGCCCGAGGACCAUCACGACUGGGUGGGCCGUGCGCUGUUUGUCCGAGGUCCUAAAGGGAAGGCGGUGCUCACAUCAAAACUGCAGCUCUGGUGGUACCCACCCACUACACCAAUUUACUUCACGCAACCCCCUGCAUCUCCAAGCGCAUUUUUUUAUAUGCGCUUGUUUUUGUGGUGCCCAUACAAAAUGUGGGGCUACAAACUCUUGUGCCCCACAUGUAAGCGACGGCUUACCGGGGGGGGGCUGUAUAAGACUGUAAGGAAGGUGCUGGAUAUCAGCAGCUGGUAUCUCAUGGCCACCGAAUACCUCGAGUGCCACACGUGCAAGAAGAAGUUUGCCUCGUGGGCACCAGCGCUGCUUGACCAGAUGGACAUGGCACACCGAGAAAAAUUCCCCGCCAUCCUCACUUACAAGUUAUCCUGUGACAAAAGUCUGGUUGCACAUUUGAAGGCACGCACCCUGGGCAACAGCACCACUCGGCUGCAUUCCACGUUGCUGGAGGAGCACACCCGGAAAUGGGCGUGUCAGUCCAUUGAGUACUUGGCCGUGAUGAAACAAUUUAGCUGCGCCGGAACCUUCCUACUGCCCAAGGUGGCCGUCCCGCCCAUGUGCCAGUUACCCAGCGUGUCCUGGCUCCUGUCAGUGUACGUCAGGGAGGUGCUUCCUCGCCUGGAGGACACAAAAGCCAGGAUCACGUCAACAUUUGGCCAGAUAUUAAAGAUGGACUCCACAAAGAAGAUGACCAAGAAGCUGGCCGGUGAAGCCGCUGGAACAGCAGCAUGGGUCACCAACGUGGGCAACGAGUACGGCCAGGUGCUCAUGUCGGUGCUCACUGCCGCUGAAGGGGACGGACUGGUGGCCAUGGCUGACGGACUCAUUCGGCGCUACAGGGAGGCAAGGCAGGACCCUCCACAAGUGCUGUAUGUAGACCGCGACUGCUGCGCCACCGGGCCAUCUAAGGUGGCGGCAAUGUUUGGCGAGUGGGAGCAGCUGGUGGUGCGGCUAGACGUGUGGCACCUCAUGCGGCGCUUCGCCAGAGGCGUCACCACCGAUGCGCAUAUCCUGUACGCCACAUUUAUGGCGCGGCUCUCCUUUGCCAUUUUCGAGUGGGACGAGGGCGACGUGACGCGCCUCAGGGAAGCCAAGCAGGCGGAGGCGGGGCACAGGCACAGCAGCUACGUUAAGCUGUCGGCCAGGGAGCUGUCCCGUCACUGCCGUCGCCGCACCAGAGGGGCAGAGGAGACGGAGCGGCUGAUCCAAGAGGUUCUGGACCACUUUUGGGAGGCCAAGGACACAAUGGGUGUCACCCUCUUCAAUAAGGAAAGCAUGACAGAAAUUUGGGAGACGCAGCGACGCCACCUGCACUGCAUCCAGGACCCGCCCGGCGUGGCUCUCUAUACCAGGACCGGCAAAGUGACCAGAGGCGGGGUUACUCUGCCUGUGUUGCGUUGUGCGCGAGGAUCCACGUCUCUUGAGUCUUUCCACCUCCAUUUGUGUCGAUUCAUUCCAGGAACAUCAGCCAAUGCCCUCCACUUCCAGGUUUACCUCCUGGAGGGCUUGUUGAGGUGGAACGAGGACAGAGGCAGAGCGGCGGUGGUAGAGUCGGCCAGCACUGCAACGGUGCGCUGCUAUGACGGCCGUCUGCAGAACGCCUUCCAUGAAUUGACUCAGCAUUUCAUGGGUUGCACGCUGAUGGACAAUUUCACCCCAGCAGGCAACUACACAGGGGAGCUCAUCGGUAUCGAGUACUUGUACUCCCAAACGGGCAGGGUGCUACAAUGUAAUGUCAGCACUGAUCCCGACUGCCCCGAAGUGGCCAGCAGCCAGGUGGACGAGGAGGAUGACACAGAUGUGGAUGAGUUGGAUGAGGGCUACGAAGAAGCAGCGCUGGGAGACGUACUGUACGCUGCCGAGUUGCCCGCCUGGUUUGACAACACUCAGCACAUCACCGCACCUGUAGAGGAAGAAGACGUGCUAGGUCCAGACGGGCAUGGCGGGUACCAGCAUGUCUGCCGUCUGGCCGCUGCCCUCCUCCAGCUGCGAACCGCCCUGUUUGUGUCACCUCCGCAGGAGCGGACGAUAGUGCAGCUGUGGGGGAAGAUGUCGGACAGAGAUAGGGCUCCUAUCGACUUUCCCCCACUUUACCGGCCGAAGCUGGUGAAAGGACGGUUCAAGAAAAGCAGACAACACCUCUUACCAGGGGUGGACAGUGUCAACCGCUUGGUCGUGGGGAAGGGCACUGAUGUGGCACACUGUCCAAGCUCCAGCAGGCUGAUGGAGGCCAUAUUUAUAGAACUGUGCAACCUCCACAGCCAAGGACAUAAUAUAGCUGGAUUUCGGAUCAACCGCUGGGGACUGGUUAUGCAAGAUUAUAAUAGGAUCAAGAGUCACGUCCGCAUGAAUCGAGUCAUCACAGCGGCUGGUCCGAUCCAGCUAUUGGAGGUUAACCACCGCACGCUGACCAACUGGCAAGGCUUUUGUCAUAAAAUGCAGGGACCGAAGAUAAUAGCUGUGAUGAUGACAACAACGGUGCUGAUGUUGAUUACAUACAGGUACAACAAGCGGAGCAAAGCGGAGCUCGUGGACACCGUCGUCGCAUCAGUGCCACUUCCAAGUGCAGAGCGGACGGUGGGAGAGCAGCUGCUGGCAGUGAAGGAGAAGAUGGUGGCGGUUGAGCAACCGAGAAAGCCAUUCGACUACCAACACCCAGCCGACAACUCUGGCCUGGCGGCGACACGGAGAGGGCCUGUCGUGCCAGAGUUGUACGCGGUGCGCCAAACUGCUUCCACCUCUGCUGCGGCUUCCGCCUCCACUGCUGCCCCCGCUGCUCCCUGUGCCGCCUCCGCUGCUCCCUCCACCUCUGCUGUGACCUCUACGUCUUCUGCUGCCUCCUCUGCGGCCGAGGCAUCUGCUCCUGCUUCCUCUGCCAGGGUGUCCUCCUCUACAGCUUGGUCCAGGAAGAAGAGGGAGUUGGAGCUGGAGCGAGCCUACAGCCUGGGUCAGCUUUUCCUAAAAAAGACCCCUCGGAAAAUGGAGCAUUUUCGCUGCAAGCUCUGUGGCUUUCCAAAAAACAAAGAGCACGGCCACAGUCGCUACAGGAAUGAACAUUUUUGCUCCCGAUCCGAGGGGCGCUCGGUGGAUGAUUGGCUCAAUGAAAAAAGGAGCCAGGACAAUCAAAGAAAGACGCAAACAAAACAAACAAAGGAGACUGUCCACCUGCGCCCGCUGAAGCCCAGGUCUCCCCCUGAGAGUGGUCUUUGAGCACUUUGGAAUGUUUAAAU
Dunckerocampus dactyliophorus (ringed pipefish) is the source of this 4321-nucleotide messenger RNA. RefSeq lists its product as uncharacterized. The coding region runs from base 165 to 4301 and encodes 1378 amino acids. The transcript has 14 exons. Lineage: Eukaryota; Metazoa; Chordata; Actinopteri; Syngnathiformes; Syngnathidae. The record is from RefSeq and is a predicted model, not a curated record.